GCAGUAGAUGUUUGACAUUCGAACAGUGAAGACUGUUAUAAAAGUAUUACCGAAAACAGUGUUUAAUUACGAAAGUGCAGAGACUGGGGUUCUGUCUUUCCUUUCCAAGUACCCCAAUUAUGAUGGAAGGGGUGUUGUCAUAGCAAUAUUGGACUCUGGAAUCGACCCUGGUGCCCCUGGACUACAAAAAACAUCAGAUGGCAAAACAAAAAUUGUGGAACGCUUUGACUGCAGUGGGUGUGGUGAUGUUAAUACCACAAAUAUUGUGACUUCAAUUGAGGGUGUUAUUACUACCCUUACUGGUAAAAAACUGAAGAUACCAUCUUCUUGGAAUAAUCCUGAUAAUACCUACAGGAUAGGAGUAAAACAUGCCUUUGAUUUAUAUCCAGAUAGAUUGAAGGAGCGCAUGAAAUCAGAGUACAAAAAGAAAUCAUGGGAUGAAUCACAUAGAUUAAAAAUUAGUGAAGCAACUAGGGAUAUAGCAGAAUUUGAAAUUAAACUAAAUAAUGCAAAUUUGAAAGAUACUGAGAAACUAGAAAAAGAAAAUUUAGAGGCAAAGUUAGAUAUUCUGAAUAAUUUAGAAAAGAAGUAUAAUGAUGUAGGCCCUGUUUAUGACUGUAUUUUAUUUCAUGAUGGACAAAAAUGGGUGUGCUGUGUAGAUACCACUGAAGAUGGUGACUUGACAAAGUGUCCUCUGCUAGGAGAAUACAGUGUCACACAUGAAUAUGCACCACUAACUGACCUAGACCAGCUCAAUUUCAGUAUAAAUGUUCAUGAUAAUGGCAAUGUAUUAGAAUUAGUUGGAGUUUGCUCAAGUCAUGGUACACAUGUGGCCUCCAUAGCCUGUGGAUACUUUCCUGAUUCUCCUGAACAAAAUGGUGUAGCUCCAGGAGCUCAAAUUAUUUCUUUAACCAUAGGAGAUGGCAGGUUGGGUUCCAUGGAAACUGGUACAGCACUUAUUAGAGCAAUGAUUAAGAUAACAGAAUUGAAGAAAACCAUGGAUGUACAUGUCAUAAACAUGAGCUAUGGAGAAUUUGCACAUUGGGUAGAUGCAGGGAGAGUGGGCGAUUUGGUAAAUGAAAUUGUGAAUAGAUAUGGUGUAAUCUGGGUUUCUUCAGCAGGAAACAAUGGUCCAGCUUUGGGAACAAUCAGUACCCCUUCUGACUCAAUUAAUGAACCAAUUAUCAGUAUAGGAGCUUAUGUGUCACCAGAAAUGAUGUUAGCAGAAUAUGCUAUGAGACAAAAAUUACCAGGGUCGCCUUACACAUGGUCUUCCAGAGGCCCCACAAUAGACGGUGGUGUGGGGGUACACGUUUGUGCUCCAGGCGGUGCAAUAACGUCAGUACCGAACUUCACAUUGCGAUACUCGCAACUAAUGAACGGUACUUCUAUGGCUUCUCCUCAUGCAGCUGGUGUUGUGUGUGUACUCAUCUCAGGUCUGAAACAGCAAAAUCUACCGUACUCCCCUUAUAAUGUUCGCAGAGCACUUGAGAACACAGCUACAUUCUUAGAAGGGGUGGAAAUUCCAGCACAGGGAAGUGGUUUGAUUCAAACGGAAAAAGCUUUUGAAUACUUAACGACUUACCACGACGCUGAAGAGAGAGAUGUUAGGUUUCAAAUUCAGUGCGGUUCUUCAAAUUCCAAAGGCAUAUACAUCCGCUCAAAGCAAUACACCACAUCGCAUAUAUUCAAAGUGUCAAUUGAACCACAUUUCCUCGAUAGCGAUAAUGUCCCUGCCGAUAAAAAGAUUUACUACAACCAAAAAUUCGUCCUGACUUGUGUGGCAGAUUACAUAAGCUACCCCAUGCAUUUAGACCUUUCAAACUUGGCGAGAAUGUUUGCUGUUACAAUCGACACGUCUACUCUUGUAGAAGGUCUAUACUCCACCUUUAUAAAUGGUUAUGAUGUUAAAUGCAUUGAAAAGGGACCAGUCUUUAAGAUACCUGUAACUAUCGUUCAACCAAAAGCAAUAGUAGAACCUAAGCAUACAGUGUUUUAUCGUGACGUCAACUUCAAGCCAAAUACAAUUAAAAGACAUUACUACACUGUUCCGAAUAUGGCCACUUGGGCUCUUCUAAGGCUGACAUCGGAUGAAAGCAAUGGUCGAUUUGUGAUUCACACUCUUCAAGUAGUGCCCAGGCAACACUGCACAGCACUGGAACUAAACAAGACUGUUCCCAUAACCAACUCCUCUGACUUGAUCUUAUGUUUCCCAGUAGAAGGAGAUUUAGUACUAGAAUUGGUAAUCGCGAAGUAUUGGGCUAACUUGGGGGAAGCGAAUCUGAAUUACUCCAUUUCAUUUCAUGGAGUCAAGCCUAAUUUGCCAUCUAUAACCAUGCAUGCUGCUAAUGGUAUACAGAGUGUUGCAGUUAAAACACUUCAAGGAGAAGAAAUAUCUCCAUCUAUAAACUUGAAGUAUUCCGUCCAGAUAUUGAAGCCAUCUGAGGGAAAAAUUGCGCCACUGACGUUGCGAGACAUAAUUCCUCCCAGUAGGCAAAUUUAUGAGUUAGUUCUAGUAUAUAAUUUUAGUUUAACAAAACCUUGUGAGGUGUCUCCUAAUCUAGCUUUACUAAGCGACAUGCUGUAUGAGUCUGAAUAUGAAUCCCAAUUUUGGAUGUUAUAUGAUACAAAUAAGCAAUUGAUGGGCUGUGGUGAUGCUUAUGCAUCAAAGUAUUCUAAAAAGCUAGAAAAGGGAGAUUAUUCCAUUAGGCUACAAGUGAGACACGACAAAAAGGACUAUCUUGAAAAAGUCAAUGAGGCACCUCUCCUCUUGUAUCAAAAACUGAAUAACAGUAUUACGCUGGACGUUUACUUGUCCUACUCACAAGCACUUGUGGCUGGAAAAAAAGCCGGAGUUACUUAUAAUUCCAAUCCUCAUGUGCCAAUACCGCUGUACAUUGGAACUUUGGCGCCUGACAAAUUUUCUCCUAAAUCUAAUAACCCUGCGCAUUAUUUGUCUGGAACGAUCACUUACACUAGAGACGAAAAUGGGAAAAAAGCUGACGUUUAUGAAAUUAAAUACUUCUUGACUGAUAAUAUCACAAAAAAAUCACCCCUAUUGAAUGGUCCCAACUCUGAUAAAACUAAGCUGGAUGAAUAUAAUGAAGCUAUUAGAGACCUUAGAACACAAUGGUUACCGAGACUAGAUCUCCCAACUGCUGAAACUAUCUAUGAAGAUCUCACAAAGCAAUACCCAGAGCAUCUAUUAGUCCAUUCAGCAUAUUUGCAGCUUAUCGAUCCUCUCGAUAAGCGCGUUUUACCUAGCAUCAAAAAACAGACAUACCCAGUAGAUGACAUGAACAAAGUUAUAGCGAUAUGCAAUAAGGUCAUCGAAGGCAUAAACGAAGAAUCUGUUUUGGCUUUCAUUGCAACAAAGACUGAUUUGAGACAAGAUGCUGCCAAAAUUAAGAGUACUAUGGAACAACAAAAAAAUAUGUAUCUGGAAUGUUUGUCUAGGAAAGGUGUAGCUCUUUGUCGUAUUAGCGUCUCUGCAGAGGAAAAUGUAUCUGAAGAAAUACAGUCUGUAUGGAAAUCUUUAGUAAAAUUUGUUGAUCCCACAGAUGCCAAGGUACUGACUAAUCAUGUAUUGUACUUUUCAAUCUGGCAUGCAUACGUUAAUAAUCAAUUCGGAAGGUUAUUGAAAUAUUUACUGAAAAUGCAAGAAGAUAAACCAAAUGAAGAUGUUGAAAAGAAGAUAAUUGAGUAUUGUAGAGAGCUGAAAUGGGAUCAUGUAGCUCAAUACUUACAAAGAUCUUUGCCUUCAAAGUUCCCUACUGCAUACAAACCAUUUUGAAAUUUUACAGCCAGUUAUCAAAAUAUUAGCGAAAAGUGAAAUAAUCAAAUCAAUUUUUUGUACGGGUAUCUAAUGUACCUACCUACUAAAUGAUUUCUUGUAUUUAUCUCCCUCAUUCUUAUUCACCUUUAUUUAUUUCAAUAAAUUGUUUCAAUACUUAUUUUUUGGAAAGUAUUUAUUUAAUUAAUAUAUUUUAGAGAAUGUG
Molecule: messenger RNA, 3998 nt
Organism: Phaedon cochleariae (mustard beetle)
Lineage: Eukaryota; Metazoa; Arthropoda; Insecta; Coleoptera; Chrysomelidae
Source: the annotation of a GenBank genome assembly